UGUAGGUACCGCUUACCGCCGCAUCAUCCGACUGUGUAGAUCCAUAUACCAUGAUCAAGCACAAAAUUGCUGCACAAUGAUCCGAGCUGAUGCGAUGAACGGCGCGAUAUCUUGCCAGAAUCGUCGCUGUGAUCCCCAAGUCUGUGCCAUGGCUACGCAUAGUACCAGCACAUAAAAAGAGAGGGAUGCCUACCGCGUCCCUCAGCUCCUCUUCUUCUUUCGAGCUCACCGAGUAGGUUGCCGGCAACCUCGCUCUCUUUUUUGACGAUUCACGUUCAUUCCACCGAAAUCCUUCGUAACGACCCCAGUACAUACAAGACAUCAUGCGUUACUCUACGCUCGCCUCUACUGUCCUUUUGGCGGUGGCAACAGCUCCCGCGCUCGCUCACCCAGUCACCAUUUACAGUCGCGCGACCGAAGAUGCAUCCAUAGUUGAGCGUGAGCUCCAAGACGGACUCAUAGAGCGCGGCUACUACGACGACCUUGUCUCUCGAGACCUCGAGGCACGCACUCCUGUAGAUAGUAGGGAGCGUGCCGCGAUCACGCUUCGUAGGAUGAGGGAGCAGCAGGAACGGCAGCGUAAAGGCGACGCCGCAGACAAGGAGCGCGCCGCGAAGGCGCUUCGUCUGAGGAAGGGGUCGAUGAGUCAACCGACCAAGUCACCUCAUUACUCCCAGUCUAGUGGGGUUGGUCCGUCUCUGCAACAUCCGAAGCCUCAACGCCCGUCGGAGAAAGCCAAAUUUUUGCCACCCCGGGAGUACGACCUCGACGGCGAGCUGUUCAUCCGGACGACCGCGGAUGCCUCCGGUGUCAUGGUUGAGCGUGAGCUCCAAGACGCACUGAUGGAGCGCGGCUACUACGACGACCUCGUCUCUCGGGACCUCGAGGCGCGCAAAAACUUUGAUCAUGGAGACCCUGUCGGGGAACGGGAGCGCGCCGCGAGGGCGCUCGCGCAGAGGAGGGCGGCACAAAUGGAGGCGGCGGCGCAGAGACUUAGGCACGUCGGGAUGACCAACCAGGGCCACGCUGGGCCAAGUCGUCCUCCUCAUCCGCCGCAAGGUGGCUCUGGGCAGAACGGCUCCGGGCGGGGGUCGGGAGCCCAACCUCGUCCCCGGGAGUAUGACCUCGACGGCGAGCUGUUCGAGCGCAGCUUCGAGGUAGACGAGCUUGACUGAGCGGACGUACUUUGCAUGAUUGUGGGGCCGCUACGAUGUAUUUCAGUCUGUUCUACGCAUCGUGUACAUUGUUGCGUACUUGAGAUGUCAAUCGUAACGUGAAGACUCAUUCGUGCGU
Rhodofomes roseus is the source of this 1293-nucleotide messenger RNA. RefSeq lists its product as uncharacterized. Lineage: Eukaryota; Fungi; Basidiomycota; Agaricomycetes; Polyporales; Fomitopsidaceae. The record is from RefSeq and is a predicted model, not a curated record. The coding region runs from base 324 to 1175 and encodes 283 amino acids. The transcript is spliced from 4 exons.